Molecule: messenger RNA, 654 nt
Organism: Ilex paraguariensis (yerba mate)
Lineage: Eukaryota; Viridiplantae; Streptophyta; Magnoliopsida; Aquifoliales; Aquifoliaceae
Source: the annotation of a GenBank genome assembly
AUGGUAAGAUCAUCCAUUCCGAUAAAUACUUUCUUCAACAGAAUUAGUGAAGGGGUUUAUCAUAAUAGGUUUUGUAAUAGGCCUAUAUUACUAGAGCGUGGUGCCCAGCUAGAUAAGAUGACAACUGUGGACUGUGCUCUUAGUUUUGGUUUGCGACAAUGGAAUUCUAUAGUUCAAAUAGAUAAGAACGAUAAAGCUUAUGAUGGAUUAGUGAGAAUAUUUUAUGCAAAUAUGCAUGAUGUUGAGAAGGAAGAUUUGAAGUUUAAAUCUUAUAUGAGGAAUGUACAUUUUGAAGUGAAUCCGAAUUUGAUUUCAAGGAUAUUGAAGGUUCCCUCACCCUUUAUUGUUGAAAAUACUGUGACAUACCCAUACAAAAAUCUCAAUGAUCAACAUACCAUCGAGGAUGUUGCAACAGAACUUUAUGCGUUUGAUGUUGAAGGUAAGCAAAAAAGUCUCCCAUUCCCCAUCUUAAUUUCAAAGAUCAUGAUGCAUUAUGGAGUUGUCAUUUACCCAUCCGACACUUAUAAGUCCCUUAUGAGUCCAUUUGGUGAAUGCACAUUAAAAAAGAGUUUGGGGCAAACCGAUGCAUAUGAUCCAUAUGAUUAUGAUACCGGGGCAAGUACUUCAAGGGAUAUUGUACAAAUGCUUAAAUAG